Messenger RNA from Adelges cooleyi (spruce gall adelgid), 2988 nucleotides. It is a transcript of the gene nito, whose product is annotated as RNA-binding protein spenito. NCBI's taxonomy places the organism in Eukaryota, Metazoa, Arthropoda, Insecta, Hemiptera, Adelgidae. The record is from RefSeq and is a predicted model, not a curated record. Gene Ontology annotation, cellular component: nucleus. Gene Ontology annotation, biological process: regulation of alternative mRNA splicing, via spliceosome. Gene Ontology annotation, molecular function: mRNA binding. The transcript has 2 exons. Bases 309 to 2600 code for a protein of 763 amino acids.
AGCCAUUUUGUUUUUAUAGUGUGGCAUUUAGAGUGUCCGCCGUAGACGUGACUAAAAUUUUGUGCCGUCGCCUUUGUUUCGUGUGUCGGCCGUUGAUAAUUUAAUCACUUUUCGGACACAUUUUUAAAACGUUAACGACAUUACAGUUGCAUUAUUUUUUUCGACAAUUAAGUUUCGGUUCGUUUUUUUUUUUUCAAUUUGACUUUAUUUACGGCUGUUAGUGACCUCCGCCGCUGCGGUGUAGACGACUUGUUUGUGUUUUGCAAUUUAUUAAAGUAAUUUUAUGGUUUUAAUGUGCAGUGGUGUGAAUGAUUGGAUUGCCUAGAGAUUUUAAGUCUAAAACAAUCACUGUUAAAAUCGAAAACAUGAAACGCAGAAGUUAUGGCCGCGAUUCUCCGCCAAUGUCACGGAAAAAACGACACGGAAGCAUUAAUCGGUACGAUGGUAGUUCGGACGAAAGAGGAUCGCCAGAACGUAUGCGUCGUCGAGCCAGAUCGCCACCCAGUCCUAGGCCGUCCAGGUAUAACUCGGAACGUGAUGAGUUUGGUCGCUCCAGAGAAUUAGACCGAUCUCAUCCUACCUACAAAGUUUUGUGUGUCAGUGCUUUACAUCCUAAAGCUAACGAUGAACAAGUUAAAGAAACACUAUAUAGAGAGUAUCGAAAGUUUGGAGAAUUUUCAGUCAGAGUCUCUCAUGAGCUAGAGGAAAGAGUGGCUUAUGUGUGUUUUAGAAGUUCAGAAGAUGCCAAAGACGCUAAACACAGUAAGCCUAGAAUAAGUUUAUUUGAUAAAAUAGCCGUAGUCACGCCUGUUUAUGAAAGUCGAAGUUCUAGAGAUCAUUAUGAAUCUAGGCCUGCUAGGCGUUCUCGUUCUCGAAGCUACUCUCCAGAUUACGACCGUUAUUAUCAUAGGUCACCCAUUCCUCAAGAACUUCAUAGACCUCAUCCAGCUGAUAGGUUUUACGAUAGGCUUCCGUAUGGUAGUCUUCCUCCGAUAUUACCUCCGAGAGACUUCAGAGAAAUUGGUCUGCCGCCACUACAUCCGCAUGAGUUGAUGAUCCCUAGAGGACCGUUAUUGCAUCAUGUGGCUCCUAUCCAUCCUCAUUUAGCUCCAAUCCACCCUUUAUAUGGGCCACCGCCUAGACAUUUUAUGCCUCCGUUCAGGCCACAUCCUCAUCCUCAUUUAUUGCAUGACAAAAAAGAUAAGUUCCCCAAUUAUUUACAUCAUAUACCUCCUGAAGACGAUCCAUUAGCCACGAGGACGUUAUUUGCAGGAAAUUUAGAAAUAUCGAUAUCCGAUGAGGAAUUACGUCGUAUAUUUGGUAGAUAUGGCGUCGUCGAAGAUAUUGAUGUUAAACGACCGUUACCUGGUACAGGAAAUGCGUAUGCGUUUGUUAGAUAUCAAAAUUUGGAUAUGGCACACAGAGCCAAAGUUGAAUUAUCCGGCCAAUAUCUGGGAAAGUUCCAAUGCAAAAUAGGUUACGGAAAAUCUACUCCUACACAACGAAUAUGGGUUGGCGGCUUAGGCCCGUGGACAUCAUUAGCACAGUUGGAACGAGAAUUUGAUCGAUUUGGAGUUAUUAAAAAAAUCGAGUAUGUUAAAGGUGAUACUUGUGCGUAUAUUCAGUUUGAAAGUAUCGAUGCCGCAACAGCCGCAGUUAAGGAAAUGAGAGGUGUGGCUCUAGGAGGUCCAGAACAUAAACUCAGAACCGAUUUUGCUGAUGGAGGAGUUUGUGGUAGCCCUACGUUAACUUAUUCAUCAAAGUCGAAGUCGUCUCAUGAUGACGUUGCUGCAUCUGCCGGAGAUUUACGUGAAUUAUCAAGACGUGAUGAAUAUCCAUACGGUUGGCCCGAUGGCGAAUACCCUUCUUAUAGUUCGAGGAGUUAUCGUAAAGGCCGUUCUGAAUAUGCUGAGGAGGGCAGAGACUUCAGUAGCUAUGACAAUGGCCGUUCAUUCAAACACUCUGUUUCCGAUAUUGGUUCGCCUCGUUCGCCUGAAAGGUCUCCACUUCAUCAAUCGAUUGACAGCGAUAUGGAUUCUGAAGAAGGCGUCGUACAACCUUCCGGCUCUUUGAGUUCUGUCCGUACAUUAAAUGAUUUGGCUCGUAAGUGUACUGAUACCUGGCAGGGCAGCCUUGUAUUGAAGAGUUCACAAUUCCCCGCCAAAUGUCAUUUGACUUCCGGCGACCUCAGUGUAAUAGAAUCGAUGAUGAAAGACGAAGAAGGAAAAUCCACGUUACGUAUUACCCAACGAUUGCGGCUAGACGAACCGAAAUUGGAAGACGUAACCAAACGUAUAAUGAGUGCCGAGACUAAUGCUAUAUUCUUGGCAAUGCCUUGUUCCACUAGCACGAUUGCUAACGACGAUGCUUUGGUGCAAAUACGACCUUUACGUAAUUUGGUGACUUAUUUGAAACAGAAGGAGGCUGCUGGUGUUAUAUCUUUAAUAGGUAAGGAACCAGAACCAACCGGUGUUCUAUACGCAUUUCCCCCUUGCGAGUAUUCGGCAAAAUUAUUAAAACAAAGUGCUAAACAUUUGAGCAACGAAUCAUUAAAAGACGAUCAUUUAGUUAUCGUUGUUGUUAGCGGAGGCGUUUCCUAGUAGUCUCGAAUCUUUUUCCAACUAUAAUCAUUUUUUAUGACCUGCCUUAAUACUUCGGAUUUAUCCGUCAUUUUUAUUUUUUUUUAAACUUAAAUAACGAAAUUAUUUAAACUAGGUAUUAUAUAAGUUACUUGAAAACAUUUAGUUUAAGGUUAGAUGGUUAAUGACAAACAAUAUUAGUAAAUUAGAGGGUUUUUAUUUUUAUUUUAUUGCCGGUUUCAUUAAAUAGCUACGGCUUUUAAUUGAAAGUAUGAAUUCAACGAAAGUAACUUUGUUUACGAUUUUCAACGUGUAAGUUUUUCAUUUUUUGCAAUGUGCUUUAAUUGUUGUUUUCAAUAAAUUAUAAUUAAAUUUUUUUAAUGUUUCAAAUUCACACACAAGUUUCAUA